CUUGUGGAGCUGAACGGACUCGGGCAGAAGAUAGGUUUUGUUCGAGUUGUGGAAAUUGUAUGUAUUGUAUAUGAUCCAUUGUCGUUUCGCCUUGAGAGGUAUUGCUUUCCAAUAAAUGUUGCAGGCUGCCUUAUACCUUCUUUGCCCAUUUAUUCUGUUUGAGUCAUGCAGCUAAUAGAGGUUAUUUUUAAACAACAUAUUCAGAUAUGAGGAAAAAUGGUCGAACAUCAGAACAUUCAGAUGUUGCUCAACAACUAUAGUCUCCCCCCCCCCGAACCUGAGGCAGGAAGUCAAUAAAUUUUGGCCUUGUUCUCUAUUUGGGGGUUGCUAUCAUGUUGGGAACAAACAGCAAUAUUGACACCCCAACCUAAACUAUACUCUAUGCUCUAGUUAAUUUUCAAGAAUAAUAAUACCAAGUCGAGACUUUGUAGCAAAUUUGCUACAGAAACAUUUCAGCUUUGCACAAACCUUGUUCUUAUGUACCGAUCAAUUCGAAACUUCAUCAUCAUACCCCGGGAAUUUGACUUCAAGUCUUCUCCAGGGAGUAAGGAAUUUGACGUUCUAGGUCUUCCAUGUGGUGGGGCACUUGAUAACGGGGUGGGGAAUUUGAACCGGAAGUCUUAAAAUUUUGCCCGUUUUCGCGUGCUUCCUGCAUGUACAGAAAAUACUUCGCAUUGGCGGCAAAUACAGUUUUCUCAGAUUUCAAGGGAAACGGCCUCAAUUUUGUGAAAAACUGGCUCAAAGAAACGGGAAUGGAAAAUCUAUGUGUUUCAUUCGAAGGUAUGUACUACAUAAUUGUGUAAAACUGGUAAAUUUCCACAAGGUAUCCAAACUUUUUACGUGAAUUUCGCUAUCUUGUCGAAAAACAUUUCCAUAUAUUUUGUACUUUUUGUAUUUACUGUUUUAUAAUUUUCAUAUGAAGGUGGGGCAUUUGAACGCUUAAUUUCUUGUUACAGUGGGGCAUUUGAAGACAAUUUUUGCUCAGGGGGUGGAGAAUUUGAUCAGUCACAUUUCAAAAAGUUCAAAUUCCCGGGGGGGGGGGGUGAAGUUUCGAAUUGAUCGAUACAUUAGGCUAUUGUCUAUUCGCAUUUGAUCAUAAUUAAAAAACGCUCUAUUGAAAUGUUUAACAAUCUUGUUAAGAUUUUCUUGUGGAUCAGAAUGAAAUAACUGAUGAAGAGUCUGAUGAUGAAGAGUCAAUAAGUAGCACAGAUAGUGAAGAAAUCGACGAAAAAGAACUUAUUACAUUUUAUUUUAACCGUGGUUUUAGCUAUAAUGAAAUAAUUCAAUUUCUUGCAAAACAGCAUAAUUUUUCUAUAAGCUAUAGGACACUCUGCAGACGUUUAAAGUCAUAUGGCCUUUACAGGCAGGGAUUCAACGAACAAGUUAAUUCAGAGGACAUCUUAGAGAUAGUGAGACGACGGAUAACUGAAAUUAUAAAUGGACCUGGAUCCUGUGGUGGUUACAGAACAGUCUGGCACACCUUAAAGAUGGAAGGUCUGCAGGUCCCCCGAAUUGUUGUUCAAGAAAUACUAAAAGAGCUAGAUCCAGAGGGAACAGGGCGCAGGAAGGCUCACAGGUUAAAGCGAAGGCAGUAUCAUAAUCCUGGCCCAAACCAUUCAUGGCACAUGGAUGGGUAUGAUAAACUUAAGCCAUUUGGCUUUCCUGUCCAUGGAGCCAUUGAUGGAUUCAGUAGAAAAAUUUUGUGGUUAAACGUGACUCGCUCCAAUAAUUCUCCAGACAAUAUUGCUCAAUACUAUUUAAAUGCUGUAGGUGAAUUUAAUGGGUGUCCAAAAGUAUUAAUAACAGAUAUGGGUACUGAGAAUGGAUUGGCAGCAUCAAUCCAGUGUUAUUUUAGGGAUGAACUUGAAGCUCAUCGCUAUGUGCCAUCGACACGAAAUCAACGCAUAGAAGCGUGGUGGUCAUUUUUUGUGCGAAAUAGGUCAUCAUGGUGGAGGAAUCACUUCAAAGACAUGGAGUCAGAAGGAAUGUUAGAUUGUGCUGCUGAAAUAAGUAUGGAAUGUCUUUGGUAUUGCUUCGCAGAGCUUAUUCAAAAGGACUUAGAUUUUGUAAAAGAGCAUUGGAACUGUCACCGAAUUAGAAAAUCAAGGCAUGAUACAAGAUCAGGGCGUCCCGAUUCUCUUUUCUUCCUACCAGAACAUCAUGGUGCUAUUAAUCUUUUGAGUAUGGUUCCUCAAGAAGAGAUUGACUAUGUUUCCCAGCAUGUAGUGUAUAGAAACAGCCGAAAUGAAUAUCAAGAAUACUUCGACUAUGUAAUGGCAACCUUGGGACUAAACAGACCAACAAAAUGGGAAGAAGCAGACAAUUUGUACUGUCAGCUUAUGGCAAUCGCCGAAAAUGGUGCAUGA
Molecule: messenger RNA, 2366 nt
Organism: Paramuricea clavata
Lineage: Eukaryota; Metazoa; Cnidaria; Anthozoa; Malacalcyonacea; Plexauridae
Source: the annotation of a GenBank genome assembly